AUGGCAGGUCCGUAUUUAUCACCAUUGGGUCCCCAGGCUGAUUUACUUACCGAAUAUAUGUUUGGAAGACGUCGUCAGGUCAGUAGACGCAAUCGGACGACCUUCACUCCACAACAGCUCCAAGAAUUGGAAUCACUUUUCCAGAAGACCCAUUAUCCAGAUGUUUUCUUAAGAGAAGAAGUCGCUCUUAGAAUUUCGCUCUCAGAGGCUCGUGUUCAGGUUUGGUUUCAGAAUCGGCGAGCAAAGUGGCGAAAACAAGCCCGAUUGCAAUUGUUACAAGAUGCAUGGAGAAUGCGAUGUUUGGGAUUAGGAAGUGCAGCACCUCUUCUUUUGAGGCCGCCACCCACAACCUCUUUGGAACGACCUGAUGCUGCGACACCACCACCACCACCACCACCACCCCCGCCACCUCCACCACUUUCUGCUUCUGCUACCAAUGGACCAUCUUUGACGGCAACCAAUGCUGACAAAAUAUCCGACACUUCAACUUUAUCUGUUUGCAGAGAUUAUAGAAUUCUUCCACCUCCUCACGGAUAUUCUUUGACAUGUGAAAAAUCUCCGGAGAGAAUGAAAUGUGGUUGUGGUUCUCCACCAAGAAUAUGCGGUAGUCCAAUAGAAAGAGAUAUUAAUUUAAGUGUUAGAGAUAGGCCGCAGGAGGCUGAAAUGGAUCUCACUGUGAAAGGUCCACCUCGACACACAUCGAUUGCCACUUUAUUUCAUCAAUUACCCCAGCAAGAACUCAGUCCUUCGCAAAAUAUCGAUGAACCUUUGGACGUUACACUUAAUGCUAACAAAAAUAAUUAA
Molecule: messenger RNA, 804 nt
Organism: Apis laboriosa (Himalayan honeybee)
Lineage: Eukaryota; Metazoa; Arthropoda; Insecta; Hymenoptera; Apidae
Product: retinal homeobox protein Rx1
Exons: 4
Coding region: 1-804 (267 amino acids)
Biological process (GO): regulation of transcription by RNA polymerase II
Molecular function (GO): DNA-binding transcription factor activity, RNA polymerase II-specific; RNA polymerase II transcription regulatory region sequence-specific DNA binding
Source: RefSeq, a predicted model, not a curated record